UCGGUCCAAACGGAUCAAGAGUGAUAGAAUGACAUAGAGCCCACACGACUCAUGUAAUCGACGAAUAUUCGUCAUUCGUACAGCUUCGCGGAGUCGUGUGCGUGUCGUAUUUAAUCGUCGGUGUCGGGUACAAUCAUAAAAGAGGUAGUAAGUGACUCGUGGCUCGUGCUGAUAAGAAAUUUAGCCUUGGACUUUCCCCAAAAUAGACUAUUAUUAUUAAUUUAUUAAUUAUUUUUGGCAAUACUCACUGCUCGGUAGUACGCCGGGUUCACACGAGUUUAGUACUUGGCCGAGUCAUUGAAGCAAGUUGCUAAAUUUAUCUACUCGUUAAAAUAUGGACACAUUAUUUAGUACUGAUCCCAGUAUUAGUUUCAGUAGACAUUUUAGUCGAGUUACUUGAAAACAGUUCUAUUAUCUCGGCCGAGUUGGACUUGCUACUCGCACUCGUUUAUUUACUAAACCAAUGUUGACACCGUUGUCGCCGCUACAAUUAGUAAAAUCGCGGGUAAAAUUCGUUAUCAGUGUCAUUCUGUUAUUAUUCUGUCGUACCUAUUCGAUAUUUCCCGCGAAUGAAAUAUUAAACUUAAACUAAAUAUACAACUUCAGUAUUACUUUUUAACGAUUUUUGCUUUAUUCAUUUAUUUAUAAUUAAAAAUAUGAUUUUUUUUUUUUUUAACUAAUAAUACUAUAAAAAUACUAUCUUACCAUAGAUUAGGACAAGAAAAUUUAAUUUAGCAAUGCGCUGUGGAUCACACUGCGCACACGACAAACAACGUCUCGCGAAGCAUCAAACUACUAAAGCUACGUUUCUAAUUCUAUUGGCUAUUCUAUAUUAUUUAUGUCUUAUAUUUGAUAAUUAUUGUGUGAAAAACCAAUAGUUAAUAGAAUGAAGGUAAAAUUUUAUUACACAUUGUAAUUUUUACAUAUUUUAAACAACAAAUGUACCUACACUUAAUUAUAAUUUACUAACAAUUUGCAUGUCUAAAAAAUUUCAAUUGAAUUCUCCAAGUCAAAAGAGUAAAUGAAGAUAAGAAAAAACGUUAUAAAUAAAAUUUAGAAGAUUAUUUGUUAAAAGUCUUGGGUACCUAUUCUACUGAACACUGAUAUUACAUUUUUUAUUAGACUGCUAAUAAAAUAAAAUAAUACGAGAAAAAAAUUGCCUUAUAUCAUACAAUUUGAAAGUUAGCAACCCCAGCGCCAGUAUUUUGAAAUCGAAUACGACAAAAAUAUGAAUUCGUAUACAACACGGAGAAAAAUGUGCCAACAUGGAUAAAUCAUAAUUAUUUACCGGCGUAUUCAUUUAAAUUACUAAUGUAAUACUCAUAGACCCGUAUAUAGUUAAAAUUCUGAAAAUAUUUUAUUUCAUUUUUAGAACUUAAACUUUGUAGAAUGUCGUUGGACUCCGAUGUUGAAACAUUAAUUGACGCGAGUACUUUUGUAUAACCACAACGGGUAGUAUUAUAUUUCAUAUUUCUUAUCAUUUUUUGAACAAAUACCAUUCUCUACACGGGAAUUUAUUGUCAAUAUGAUGUUACUUUAUGGUCAAUAUUAUAAAAAUUAUUAUUAAAUUGAUAAUAAUUUUAUCAGCGUGAUAAUAAAAAAUUGAUACGAGAUGCGCCAUCAGCUGAAUAUUACCAUUUUGUGUUAGUGCCUUGUGGUUUGUUUAUUUGUCGUUUAACGUAUUAGCUAGCGUUUCAUUGCUCUCUAGACUUCUAUAAGUCUGUUAUAUUUCACUACUUUUUUAUUAUUUUAAUCAAGUUAACAAUAAUUGUGUUUAGUGUGUAAACUAUAUUCAUGUUUUAUUUUAAUCAAAGAAAUAAUAAGGUAAUAAAAACAAUUCGUUAUAUUUGUCGAAUUAUUGAUCUUUGAUCAUUCGUCGUAGAAUUAUCUAUUUAUUAAAGCCUAAUAGUAUAUAUACUUGCUUAAAAAAUACUUGUUAUCUUUUAUAAGCUAUAUAACAAAAAAACAUAUUAUGGAUUAUAAUCCCAUUGCUGAUACCUAAUAUUACACAAACCGAUGAUUUUAAUAAAGGUUUUACAAAGAUUAUUCAAAUGAAAAUAAAAAUAAUCAUAAUACUCUAAGUUUGGAGGAAUGUACUAUUAAACUUAAAAAUAUUUUUAUCUUAGAAAAGUCUGUUAAAUUAUUAUACGGGUCAACCACACAAUUUGUUGCAUAUAAUUAUAACAAUUUUAAUAAAAGUGAUGUUGUCUGUCAUUUAACCUUGUAUAACAGUAAAUAUUUUAAAACUUAUAUUGUCAAAAAAGAAAUUGUAGAGUCUGUAUUACUUUCAAAGUUCAUCAAGAUUUUAAGUCUAAUAUUAAAUUUAUUUUUUCAACUGUAGUACAGAAUACCACUUGAAUAAUAUCAGUAGAGUGCAUUGUUGUCAAAUGUAAAACAGAUUACUAUAUAUAAUGAAAUGUGUGCUAUGAACCACGAUAGUGAAAUUUGUUUUCAUGAAAAAUUUACGAAAGAAACCAUUUUUACUAUUCAAAUUACAAUUUAAAUAAUUAUUUGAACAUAGAAAACAUUUUCAUAUUGCUUAUAAUAUUAUGAGUUUUAAAAAUGACAAUAAUUUGUUUUCAAAUGUUAUACAGGAAAAUUAUGGAAGAAAAAAUAUUUCAGUAUAAGGAUAAGAUAGUUUUUUCAUAUUUCAUUUACAUUGAUGACUGAAAUUAAUAACCCUUUGGAUUUACAUUUCAAUUAUCAGUUAUAUUUUUAAUUUAUUACAGCUUUCCACUAAUUUAAAAUAGUUCUAAAUUAUCUAAUAUUUUUUUUAGCAACAUUGGUUAAAUUAGUUGAUUAAAAAAUGUUUAGCAAUGGCUCAAUUUUAUUAUUUAAUAAUUAAAAAUAAACAUUAUAUGAUAGUGGAUUAUAAAAAAUAUUGCAAAUAAUUCACAUCAGAAUUUAAUGUUACCUAUAUAAAUGUGCUUAAAAACAUGACGCUAAAUAAAAAAGAAAUCAAUUAUCUACUAUAUUUUAUCUGUUUUUUGUUUGAGUAGGCAGAAGGUAUCAUCUGGGGUAUAUCACUGUAAAUUGCAUAUACAUUGUACAACAUAUCACACUUUCUUUUUCAGGGUAGUUAAUAAUCCGCUUAAAAUAUUUUUUUUAAUGUCUUAAUUUAAUUAUAUGUAAACUUUUUAAACGUGUAAAUUUAAUACUGCUUAAUCGUAUUUCAUAGUUUUAAGGCACCUAUACCUGUAAAUAUUAUGCAAUGAUAAUGAUAUUGCAAAUGUGCAUGAUGCAAGUUGUAUUGAUCAACAAUAAUAAAUUAAAACUAUUAGGUUAUAAAAUGUUGUAUAUUAAUAUAAUCAAUACUAGGUAUUUUAUUUAUUAAAUAGAAUUUAAAUCCGGAAUCAUCAAUACUUGAAAUGCCAUUAUUACAAGGUUAUGAAUAUCCUAUUGACGAUUUGGAACCAUUACAUGAUUUGUUAUCAAGUUGGAGAUUAGAAUUUUUAUAUCAAACAUUACUGGGUAGUAUACCUUUAUGUCAUACACUAACAUACUAAAUAGUUGUAUUUUUAAUUUUAAUUUAAAUUUGUUUAGAUCAAUUAAUUGAUAUGAAAGUUUUAUCAAUAAUGAAAUCUGAACAUGUUAAUGAGCUGCUCAAUGAAUUCCCAUUAGGAAUUAAAAUAUUAUUUAAUCACUACUUAGAAAAUUGGCAAAAUACUCAAAAUGUAUUAUCAAAUAAGAUUAACACAAAAUCUGUCCACGAAGAAAGUGCGUUUGAUAUUAAUAUUAAUCUGAGUGAUAUAUUAACCACAUCUUCAACUGGCACAAUGAUCAUUGAUUAUUAUAAAACAAAUAAUAAAUUUAAUGACAAUAUAAGGUCAUUAUUAGUGGAGACUGUUAUUAAUUACAUAAUAACUAAAAAAAUACCAAUGUCGGUUAAUUUGGCUAAUUAUUUUGGAAAUCAAAUAGUUAAAAUGUUUCCGUCUGAAGUAAAAGUAAAUUAUACUUUUAUUAUUUUAUUUAUAACACUAAUUAUAUUCUAUUCUAAAAACAGUGCUCGCUAUUUGUCUACUAAAUUAAAGUAAAAUAAUAUUAAAUAAUUAUAACUUUUUUAAAUUUAUUUUAGGACACAUAUUUUAUGAAAAAUGAAACAAAUAAAAGUCCUAAAGGUAAACUAUAUGCGAAAUACUACAAUUCAAUAAGAUCUCUAAAAACCAGUGGGCUUAUACCUUCCAAUGAUCAGGCUAAAGUUCCUGGAAAAUCACUUAUUCAUGUACAUUUUGGUAAGGAUUUUUAAAUAUUAUAAGUAAUUUAUAUUUAAUUUAUUGUUUAAAUUUGUAAUUUUGUUCCAGAACCAGAAACCGGAAUAGAGUACAUAUUGGAUCAAAUCAUGCAUGACAAAAGUUGUUCAUUUUCUGAUCUUAAAAGCAACUGGAGAGCUACGACAAACUAUAGAUUAAAUGAAAUUCAAAACACAACCUCAAUCAGUGAAAUAUUAAAUAAAUGGAGUAGCUUUAAACUACCUUUUGGAUACAGACUUGUAAAUAUUUCAACAAUAAGUUCUAACUCAUAAGUAGGGCUGGGAAUGUAAUGCCUUAUAAAAUCCUAAACAAUGCCUUUAAAAAAAUGAUGUGCUAUAAAAAUUCUAUAUAAUGAACUAAAAAUGUGUUUCUUUUUGACAAUUUAGAUAUAAAUUAUUUAAAAAAAAAAAAAAAUUAUAAAUCUGUUUUACAUUAAAUUCAUUGAACUUGGCCUUCUUUAAUUUGGGAAAAAAAAUUAAUUCCAUACAUUUUUUAAUUUGUUUAAUAGAUUUAGAUAAUCCAUCUAUUUACCUGUACACUGCACUAUUACAAUCACAACAGUUUGUUUCAUAUUUUAGAAUAAAAAUUACCUGUUUAUUCGCCAGUAAAUUCUUAUAGUUCUUAUAUAUUGUAUUGUUUCAUAUUAUAUAUUACAAGUUUUAUGUAAUAGUUAUUUUUUUUAUUUAUAUCAACAUCGUGCUGGUGUGUAAAAAUCCUAAAAUAAAAUAUAAAAUUGAAAUUUUGAAUCCAAAAAUGUUACUUGAAACCCUAUGAUGCCCUUAAUUUUUUUUCAAAAAAAUGCAAAAUAAACUAUCUUAUCCACAUUCAAUAGUGCAUGAAAGAAAUUUAUGACACUGCAAGAAAAAAAUUAAAAGUGCAUUGUUAUUCCAUAAAUAACCAGUUAUUGUACACUAUGUUUGUUUAGAUUGAUAUUGAUUUCUGUACAUUGCACCCUAACUGCCCUAACUUAUUAAGCACUUUUGAAGAUAAAUCAAAAAAAGUUAUGGAUUUACUAAAUGAAAAAAUAAAAGAUAUUACAAGCCGUAUAUUAUUUGAGAGUUUGAAGAAUUCAUCAAACAUAAAUCAAAGUAAUAAUUUUUAUUUACCUACUUAUAUUAUCAUGCUUUAUUUAUAAUAUAUUUAUAUUUUUAUUUGCAGAUGGAAAAAAUACAGUGUUAUUCUAUUUAUUGCAUGCAAUAUUUGUUCCUACUUCCAAAAAAGUAACAAAAGAUGAUAAUGGGAAAAAAAGUCUAGUAAAAUAUUCAAUCAAAGACUCUCAGAACAGUUUUAUAGUUUUUAAAAAUUCAGUUGAUGAAAUAGAAGAUUAUAUUACAUGUCACAGCAAAGAAAAAAAUCCUAUUCAGCCAUGUAUAUUAAUAGUUGGUACGCCAAUUGAUCCAAAAGAAAUACUAAUUUGUUUUCAUACCAUAAAAUAUAAAGUGUUUUCAAUUGUAAAUGCAAUUGAUGUGUGUUUUAAGAUAUUCCAUUUAUUUAACUUAGAAUAUCCUUCACAAUCGUGUAUAGUUUGGAUAUUUAUUCAAAGGUAUUUCUAUUCUCUAACUACUAAAUUUGAUAAACCAUGUCAUAUGUUAGGUCAAAUUUUGUCUGAUUUAAGUAAAAAUUAAGUAAAGAAUCAUAUUCAUUCAUAAGUUUAAAAAAUCCAUUUAUUUUUUUUUAAUAUUUAAAAAAAAAAUGUAUUUUAUUAUAUUAUAUACUAGGU
Cinara cedri is the source of this 5970-nucleotide messenger RNA. The record is from the annotation of a GenBank genome assembly. Lineage: Eukaryota; Metazoa; Arthropoda; Insecta; Hemiptera; Aphididae.